AUGAGCUGAGUGUCUUGCGGUCCCCUCAGUCGGUUGUGUUUCGGGAGGAGUUGGCCGAUUCCCGGCGAGCGGAUCCCAGAUGUGGCUGCACUGACCAUGGGCUUUUCUAUUGAUGAGGACCUUUCCUGGCCUGGGCUUGCAGUGGGUGAUCUGUUUCACAGACCACGAGCUACUGUGCUGGUGACAGUGAAGGGAGUGGACAAGCUCAAGUUGCCUGCGAAAGGGUUUUCUUACCCUAUUGAGAAUGCCGUUCCUUUCAGUCUUGACAGUGUUGCAAAUGCUAUUCAUGCUCUGUUCUCUGAGGAGACCCCCGUGGUGCUGCAGCUGGCCCCCAGUGAGGAGAGAGUGUACAUGGUGGGCAAAGCCAACUCAGUGUUUGAGGACCUUUCUGUCACCCUGCGCCAGCUGCGGAACCGUUUGUUCCAGGACAGCUCCAUUCUCAGCUCCCUUCCCCUCAACUCCCUCAGCAGAAACAACGAGGUUGACUUGCUUUUUCUGUCAGAACUACAAGUCCUACAUGACAUUGCAAGCCUGCUGUCUCGGCACAAACUUAGCCAAAGAUCACUCCCCAGACCUGUAUUCUCUGGAGCUGUCUGGUUUGGAAGAGGUUGGAAAACGUAUGGGGAAGACUCUCAGCAGUUCAAGGAUGCUUCUCAGAUUCUUGUGGACUCUUUGCAAAAGUUUGCAGAUGAGAUGUUUAACCUGUAUGGUGGGAAUGCAGUAGUAGAAGUGGUGGCUGUGAAGGAGUUUAAUUCUCCCCUCAUAAGGAAGACUCGCUCCAUUCUCCAGGCUUCACAGGCUAAAAAAGACAAUCCCUACAACCUUGCUUACCCAUACAACUACAACUACUCUGUGAUCUUCAACAUUAUUCUGUGGAUGAUGAUAGGUCUUGCUUUAGCUGUGCUAGUUAUCUCCUACAACCUCUGGAACAUGGAUCCUGGCUAUGACAGCAUCAUUUACAGGAUGACAAACCAGAAGAUAAGAAUGGAUUGAACUGCACCGUGAAGAUGAAGAGUAAGGUCUCCUUUAAACUGUGUGGAAAACAAAUAUCCUGACAUGGUUAAUUGUGGUUUUUUUUUUUUAAAAGGUGUAUUUAUUUCUAAGUAUUUUUCCCUCUCAAGACUAUUUUAAAUGUUAGUAGUAGCACCGGAUGGGAUUUAGGAAUUAAAAUUGCUCGUUUAAAAAAACCAAACCAACAACCCCCAAAGUAAUUGUUAUUAAAGUAACAUCAUUCCAUUUUUUUAAUCAUGCACCACGAGUUUUUGCCGUGCCCUGUAGUGCCUGUGGCUGUGUGCAAACCAGGUCAGUUGAGGUUACAAUAGCAACUUGUUUGAAACUUU
Acanthisitta chloris (rifleman) is the source of this 1340-nucleotide messenger RNA. RefSeq names its product ATPase, H+ transporting, lysosomal accessory protein 2 (gene ATP6AP2). Gene Ontology annotation, biological process: positive regulation of Wnt signaling pathway. Gene Ontology annotation, molecular function: signaling receptor activity. Gene Ontology annotation, cellular component: external side of plasma membrane; membrane. Lineage: Eukaryota; Metazoa; Chordata; Aves; Passeriformes; Acanthisittidae. The record is from RefSeq and is a predicted model, not a curated record.